CGUUCCUAUGCAGCUUUAUUUCUAUUGAAUGAGCAUUCAGUUCAAUACAUUGUAAAAAAAUAUUUACAAAAGAUUCCUAUAAAUAUAUAAAAUUCUUUAAGUAUUUUAAUGUAUUGGAAAAAUUUACAUUUUACUAGUGAAAUUUUCCUUUUUACCCUGUCUAUGAAUUCUACAAAAAAAAGAAGCAAACCGGAACUUUAACGUUAUGCAACAUGCGUUGGAACACGUACGAUGACUGUAUCCCAAAAUGACUGUAUGUCAUCCCAACGUGACUAUAAUCUAAAUGAACAUAAUAAUCAAGGAUGUAUUACCUCUUAAAAUACAAUGAAGCAACUGCUUAAGAUUUUGUAGAGGUGAAUCAUACCCGACGACGCACUCUAACCAAUAUUCGAGAUACAUAUAUAUGUAUAUCUUAUAAAAUUGCGGACAGUGCAGAAGAUAGAGAAAUAAAUACGACGUUUUCACGUAGAUUCGUAAGAACGAAAUCCGUUAUUAAAAUAUCGUUGAAAGCGAUUGACAGUUAACAAUUUAUCGAGAACAAUUUGAGGAUAUUAUAUUGAAUAUAUGUUUCGCUUCUGCUUUCCGCUGUCUCUUUGUUGAAAUAACGAUAUAUUUUCAUAAAGCCUGUAUUUCAUACAAACGACACGAACUUGGACUAUAAAAAAAACAUUUCGCUAAGAAGACAUUACUGCAGUCGCAGUUUACGAUAAUAACAGAGACUGAUAAAAAAGGGAAUACAAUCGCGUCGCAACGACUAUAGACAAGCUAUAGAGAGAAGUAUUCCAGUCUUCUGUAAAAUAGCUCUGCUUAAUUUAACACACGACAAGAGAGCUCCCAGCAAAUACUGUUUUCGGGAAUUACGCGAGUGAUUGAAAUCAGUUAUUAAUUCAGAUGCUAAUGGUGUAAAGUAAUCAGUGGAAGUAAAUUCAAUGUGCAUGUAUUAAUAUAUUCGAAAGCUUGACAGAUAGAAUUUAUAAAUUGUUGCUUAAUCUCGGGAAAAGAUAUAUGUAUACGUUUGUGACGCAGCAAGACUUUCCGCCUGGCGUAAAGCCACAAAUUUCGAUGUGCUAUUUCUUCUGUUUUAAUCACUCUCAGCGUUUCUGUUAAGACAUUAUUUUUAGUACACCGUUUUUAUUUCUCCUAAAAUAGAUAUUUCGAAUACGAUAAAGUGUCGACACGAUGUAGCAAAAUUGAAUUAACUAAGCUAAGAUGCGCGCGUUAAAAUUCACACUCGUGAUAUGUACAGCCGCUGGAUUCUGGCAACCGCUAUCGUGGACAUCGCUCUUUAAGCAUAUCGUUUACAAAAGCUACGCGAUGUUUCUCAACUCCUCGUUACUCGUGUUCGCGAUGUCUCAAUUUAUGAAUAUCCUACUAAACGUCGAUAACUCCGACGACCUCACCGACUCCUUAUAUAUGAUGUUAACCGUGUUUGUCGCGGGCUACAAACAAAUCUGCAUAUGGAUAGAUCAUAAAAAUAUCACGGAGAUGAUUAAUAUUCUCAAUGAGAAGCCUUUUAGACCUUUCGAAUCGCAGGAAGUAACGAUACGGAAGAAAUUCGACAAAAUGAUACAGGAUAACACAAUGCGCUAUUUAAUUCUCGUGAUGGUAACGGUCAUAGCGAUACUCGUGUCGUCUAUAUGGAUGGAUUUUACGAAAGGAAACUUGACAUAUAUGGCAUGGGUGCCGUUCGAUUAUUCAGGCUCUAUUGCAUUCACUCUCGUGUUCACUCAUCAAAUGAUAGGCAUGGCGGCCUCCGGUUUGGUGAACGUCGCUUGCGAGAGUCUAGUUUGCGGUUUCUUGCUGCAGAUAUGCUGCCAAUUCGAAAUCCUGGAGCACCGAUUGACAAAAAUCACGCAGGGUCAGGACGUUCUGCGUGAUUGCAUACAUCAUCACAAUCUCGUAUUUGAAUACGCGAGCACAUUGAAUAAUAUGUUUACGAAAAUAAUCGCCGUUCAGUUCGCGGUGAGCAUGUUGGUGGUAUGCUCGAAUUUGUAUCGAAUAGCGAUGGCCGAGGAUUACGCGAGCUUUAUUCCAUUAAUAUGUUACACCAACUGCAUGUUAGCGCAAAUUUUCAUUUAUUGUUGGUUUGGGAACGAAGUUAAGUUAAAAAGUCUUCACUUGACGAAUAAUAUUUAUGAGAUGAAUUGGCCAGUGCUUAACAAUAACAACAAGCGAUCUCUUCUGAUUCUUAUGAAACGUGCAAUGAUUCCCAUCGAAUUUAGUAGUGCAUACAUAAUCACGAUGAAUCUUGACUCGUUUGUGGCAGUACUUAAGCUGUCGUAUUCAACUUUCAAUUUGCUGCGUCAAACGCAUGAAUAGUAACGUGGUUACUAUAUAGGGGUUGUUAUUGUUCACACUUGGUUCUGUUACAGAAACUUGCGUAUUAUAUAUUGUAGUAUUCAAAAAAAA
Messenger RNA from Odontomachus brunneus, 2409 nucleotides. RefSeq names its product odorant receptor 46a-like. Lineage: Eukaryota; Metazoa; Arthropoda; Insecta; Hymenoptera; Formicidae. Gene Ontology annotation, cellular component: plasma membrane. Gene Ontology annotation, molecular function: odorant binding; olfactory receptor activity. The coding region runs from base 1210 to 2319 and encodes 369 amino acids. The record is from RefSeq and is a predicted model, not a curated record. The transcript has 5 exons. Gene Ontology annotation, biological process: detection of chemical stimulus involved in sensory perception of smell; sensory perception of smell.